Molecule: messenger RNA, 1803 nt
Organism: Ostreobium quekettii
Lineage: Eukaryota; Viridiplantae; Chlorophyta; Ulvophyceae; Bryopsidales; Ostreobiaceae
Source: the annotation of a GenBank genome assembly
AUGCUGCCAACCUCAUCUGUACCUCGUCAGCAGUCUUCUCCCAGCUGUGCAAGGCUGUGUUUUUUGCACAUUCUGUACAACCCGAGGAAACGGCCCCCAAGAACAGCACGGUACAUCUUUGCUGCAGUGAAGGAAGCGCAAGGCAGACAUUUGAAACGGCAGCAAAGAAGUAACAAGAUGGGGGCCUCAAGACAAGUGGCUCUGAAUAUUAGGAUAACGGAAAUGGCAGAUGAAACCAGCCAGGUGAUCAGGGAGUUUGGAAAGCAUCACGACAUGUCAAGCGCAAGCGUGGAAGCUCUGCUCGAAGAUUUCCUUUGCAUUUUGGAAGGGGAAGAGACUAUAAGCCAUGUCAAUGUGGCAACAAUUAUGCAUCGAACAGCGUUCCUCGUCUCUGCAUCACAUCUCAAAUCCCACGUGGUGAAGAACCAUGCAAAGCUGAUCGAACGGCUCACUGUGGCCGUCCACAACUCCAUCGACCUCUUCCAGCCACGACACAUCGCAAAUGUGAUUUGGGCAUAUGGAAAACUUGGCAGACCAGUGCUGACCAUUCUGACACCUGGUUCGGCUAGUGUUCCGGGCGUGUUGGCCUUGCUGAUGGAGAGAGCAGAAAUGCUGUGUGAGAGGUUCUCUGCCAGGGAGAUAUCUAGUGUCAUGGUUGGCCUGGCAAACAUGCAGCUGCAGCGAAAGACGUGCGAGGGCCUGUUGCUGAGGCUCACUGCUUCAGCUGCCAGGAGAAUCGAAAAGUUCAAGGGCCAGGAGCUGUCCAACGUUGUGUGGAGCCUUGGCAGGCUGGGGGCAACAAAAACGUGCCAAAGGACUGCGGACUUUCUGCAUCAAUUGCUGCCCAGGCUAAACCCACAGAGUCUGACUCCACAGCAGGUGUCGAAUUUGUUGUGGGGUUUUGCAAAGUUAGAUUUCCAGGAUGGCUCCAACUUCUUUGGAGAGGUUGUGAGAAAUUUCGAAGGCCGGUUGGACGAUUUCAGCCCACAAGGCAUCGCUAACUUGGUCUGGUCCUUGUCAAAACUCAUGUAUCUGCCAUGUAAUUCCUUUUUAGGGAAGGUAGUCUCCCAUGCGGUGGGCAUGUUGGGCAGGCUCAAGCCCCAGCACGUUUCAAAUCUUCUGUACGCCUUUGGGAUCUUUGGGGAUGUCGACAUAGCAGGCCCUCUUUGUUCUGCAGCCAAAGCACAUUUUGAGGAAAAGAAGGACAGCUUUUCUGUUCAGGAGCUGUGCAACCUUCUGUGGGCAUUGGCGAUGCUGGAUGCUCUCGAUGUUAAGACAUUCAAUCUAGGCAUGGUGUGCCUGUCAAAUAAGUCGUCGUUGAAGUCGAUGAAGGAUUCGGAGAAGCGCCAGAUAUACCAGUGUGCCAUUCACCUUCAGGUGUUUGGCCUGGAGCAAGGGUUGGACGAAGCGGUUUGGUUAAAGCUGCAGGAAGAGUUUUCUCGAGUGUGGGUGAGCGGCCAGUACUCCAAGCCAACAUCCGCAGUGGGCCUGGCUGUCCUCAUUACCCUGCAGAAGCUGGGGUACGCAUCCUCAACGAGGUUUGUUUCUGGUGUCAUCCCGCUCUUGGUGGACAGCGCGACGGGUGCUGAUGGCGUGCGGGUAACCAUCGAGGUCAGCAUAAAGCAGCACUACUUUGUCAAUCGGAAAGACAGGCUGGAGGGGCCCAGGAUGUGGGCGAUGCGCAUUCAGGAGGCCCAGGGCUUCGUGGUCGUGCGUGUUGACACGGAUGAAUGGACGCGUCUCCCCGUCGGGAAGCGGCAAGACUUUUUGAUGGAUAAGCUGGACGCGCCGUGGCCCCAUUGA